CUGCGGGUGGCCGGAGGCUUACGAUCCCCGGGAGCCUGGAGUGAGAGAGAGAGAUUGAGAGCGAAAGGUGAGGGAAGCUGAGGGAGGGGACGCGCUGCGGGGCUCCCCGAGCCUAUGGAGCGGGUUAAGAUGGCGGAGGCGGAGAGCCUAGAGACAGCGGCGGAGCACGAACGGAUUCUUCGAGAGAUCGAGAGCACCGACACGGCCUGCAUCGGGCCCACGCUCAGGUCUGUCUAUGAUGGUGAGGAACAUGGACGAUUCAUGGAGAAGCUUGAAACUCGCAUCCGCAAUCAUGACCGAGAAAUUGAGAAAAUGUGCAACUUUCAUUAUCAGGGCUUUGUGGACUCUAUAACAGAACUGCUGAAAGUGAGAGGAGAAGCCCAGAAACUCAAAAAUCAAGUGACGGAUACUAAUAGAAAACUACAACAUGAGGGAAAGGAACUGGUGAUAGCAAUGGAAGAGCUGAAGCAGUGUCGACUACAACAGAGAAAUAUUUCUGCCACUGUGGAUAAAUUAAUGCUGUGUCUUCCAGUUCUGGAGAUGUACAGUAAACUGCGGGACCAGAUGAAAACUAAAAGGCAUUAUCCUGCACUGAAAACUCUGGAACAUCUAGAGCAUACCUAUCUUCCUCAAGUAAGCCACUAUCGAUUCUGCAAGGUGAUGGUGGACAAUAUCCCUAAGCUUCGAGAAGAAAUUAAGGAUGUGUCUAUGUCCGAUCUCAAAGACUUUCUGGAGAGUAUCCGCAAACAUUCAGACAAAAUUGGAGAGACUGCCAUGAAGCAAGCUCAACAACAAAGAAACCUGGAUAACAUCAUCUUGCAACAACCCAGGAUAGGUAGCAAGAGAAAAUCUAAGAAAGAAGCAUAUACAAUUUUUGAUACAGAGAUAGAAAGCACUAGCCCCAAGUCUGAACAGGAUUCAGGAAUUCUGGAUGUUGAAGAUGAGGAAGACGAUGAAGAG
Molecule: messenger RNA, 960 nt
Organism: Odocoileus virginianus texanus
Lineage: Eukaryota; Metazoa; Chordata; Mammalia; Artiodactyla; Cervidae
Source: RefSeq, a predicted model, not a curated record